UUUUUUAUGAUUUCUUCUUCUUUUUUGUGUUUCUGUAUCUUGAAUAGAUUACAUAUUAAGAUUCUUAGAUUUAUACAAUCCUCUAGCAAUUCAGAAAAUCUGUCUAUAAUUUUACAUUGUCGUCCAGUUUUGCUUUUUUAGAAAUUCCAGUAGCUUUAUGGUUCUAGGGUUUUUCUGAUUGUUCAGUGGUGUGUGUUUCGUUGCCACAAUGGCUCGUAGUUUAAGUUUGGGAGAAGCAAUGGAGAUUUUGAAUGAGGCAUUUUCGAGAACAAGGAGGAUCAUGGAAGGAUAUCCUGAUAUUAAGUUCAGUGCAGAGGAGUAUCAAAGAUUCUAUCAAUGUGUUUACUUGUUGUGUGUACAGAGAACUUCAAAUGAGAAUUCCAAGAUGCUUUAUGAUCGUUACAAAAUUGGUUUAGAAGAGUGUAUGAACUCAUUGGUCCUUCCAUAUUUGGAUGAUAAAAGUGGUACAAUUCUCUUGACUGAGCUUAUGGUGAAGUGGUCUAGCUAUCAGUUGAUGGCCAGGUGGUUAUCUAGAUUCUUUCAUUACCUUGAUCGUUUCUAUAUCCCUCGUGUUGGAGCUUUUGGCCUUUUGGAGCUAGCUAUUAGAACCUUCCACAAUCUGGUGAACCCAAGAUGUCAGACUAAACUCGCUGCUGCUGCGGUAUUUUUGAUAGAUCAAAAUCGCAAUGGGGUGACAAUUGAUGGGAACCUACUUAAAAAUAUUGUUGAGUAUUUUGACGUUGCACAAACAGUGGGAGGAACUUGUUAUGAUGAAUUUGAAAAUACCUUGCUUGCAACUUCUGCAGCUUACUAUUCUCAAAUUGCUUCACACUGUCUCGUGAAUGAUUCAUAUGCCGAUUAUAUGUAUAAGGUUCAAUGGUUCUUAGAACAGGAAAAUGAAAGAGCUAACCUUUUUUUAAACCCCUCUUCAAAAGAUAAGCUCAUGCAGGUGGUCAGAUCUUGCUUGGUUGAGCAGGUCUUGCCAAAACUACAUGAGAAGCAACAAGCUGAAAACCAUGACAAGUCAACAGAUUUUCAGGAUCUGCUGUCUAAAUGUGCUGGCCUUAAUCUUGGGGAUCGCGGUUCUGAUCCAAACUGGAAUAUGGUGCAGCAACCUUGAUGUUAGUCGCGUUAAUGGACGCAGGUUUAAGUUAUAAGCUAUAGUUCGAAAACACAAGUGUUGGGACUAAUGUGUCUCCAGUCCACUCAUGCAGUUUUGAGAGUUUGUUAGUUUUGUUUUGGGGGAGGGAAUUAGCAAAUACAAAUACUUUGUAUAUAUAAUGAAAGGGAAGAAGAGUAUAGCAUUCAUUCAUAUAUUGUAAUGAGCCAUUCGACGAGCAAGUGCUUUGUGCAAUACAUUACAACAACCUUCUUCCUAUAUAUAUUCUUGUGUCAUCUUUCUUUUUCUA
This is a messenger RNA of Amaranthus tricolor (Joseph's coat), 1409 nucleotides long. RefSeq names its product cullin-1-like. Lineage: Eukaryota; Viridiplantae; Streptophyta; Magnoliopsida; Caryophyllales; Amaranthaceae. Gene Ontology annotation, biological process: protein ubiquitination; ubiquitin-dependent protein catabolic process. Bases 209 to 1120 code for a protein of 303 amino acids. Gene Ontology annotation, molecular function: ubiquitin protein ligase binding. The transcript is spliced from 9 exons. Gene Ontology annotation, cellular component: cullin-RING ubiquitin ligase complex. The record is from RefSeq and is a predicted model, not a curated record.